This is a messenger RNA of Baudoinia panamericana UAMH 10762, 1600 nucleotides long. RefSeq lists its product as uncharacterized. Gene Ontology annotation, molecular function: heme binding; monooxygenase activity; oxidoreductase activity, acting on paired donors, with incorporation or reduction of molecular oxygen. Lineage: Eukaryota; Fungi; Ascomycota; Dothideomycetes; Mycosphaerellales; Teratosphaeriaceae. The record is from RefSeq and is a predicted model, not a curated record. The transcript has 2 exons. The coding region runs from base 225 to 1373 and encodes 382 amino acids.
CACUAGAUUGUGGUAUUUCUUCCACCUCCGCCAUGGCCAGUUUCACAUCCUAAACCAGAAGCUGCAUCGAAACCGUAUUAAAGACGAUAUAUGGACCCGGCACAGGCUUCUUCAAGAGCCAAUGGUACUCCGCGUUCUCACCACCCGAUCGAGACACCCUCUUCACGAUUUUGGACAACAAGCAUCAUGCCAAUCAGCGGCGCAAGUACCAGUCCAUGUUCACCAUGUCAAGCAUGGUCACCUACGAGGCUUUUGUGGAUGAGUGUAUCAAGAUCUUCCGCAAACGGCUCGAUGAGAUAUCUAGUGCGGGACAGCCUGCUGACAUGGCCUGGUGGUUUAACUGCUUCGCCACGGACACUGUAGCCUUGCUCUCCUUUAGUAAACGUCUUGGCGACUUGGACAAAGGCGAGGACGUCGGCGAACUGAACAAAAGCUUGCAUUCAAACUUGACAUACGCUGUACUGGUAGGCAUAUACUCCGAAAUGCACCGCUUGAUCUUCGGCAGCAUGGAGAAGCUAUCGCAAUGGGGUGUCUCGAAAGGCACGCCACGAGGCUACAUCCAAGGCGUCGUGCGUCAAACCGUCACCGAACGGCGCAAGAUGCGUGCUGCGGGAGAGAAGCCUGACAUCGAAAAGGCCUUUGAGGAGGAAGAGAAUGCGCCCAAAGACUUUGCGACCAAAUUCCUUGAUGCCAAUGAGCAGGACGCAAGUCGCUUUACCGACCUUGACGUCAUGAGCGGUCUUUCAAGCAAUGUGAUAGCAGGCGCUGAUACCACUGCGGCCACGCUGUCCGGCAUUCUGUAUUGGCUGUUGAGGUACCCGAAGACGCUUGAAAAGCUCCGACAGGAGGUCGACGAAGGUAAGGCGGCAGGAAGGUUGUCGACUCCAAUCACGUUCAGGCAGGCACAGGAGCUGCGAUACCUGCAAGCCGUAAUCCAAGAGGCGCAGCGCAUGCAUCCUGCGGUGGGCUUACCGCUGGAGCGUGUCGUGCCCGCUGGCGGCGUGCAACUAUGCGGGUACUACUUCCCGGAGGGCAGUGUUGUGGGCGUUAAUGCCUGGGUUCUACACUACGACACUGGCGUUUUCGGCCCAGAUGCUGCCGAGUUCAGGCCGGAACGCUGGCUUGAAAGUGACGCGGAGACGCUGGCGAGGAUGAACCAUAGCCAUCUCCCUUUUGGCUUAGGUGCUCGAACGUGCAUUGGAAAGAAUGUCAGUCUGUUGGAAAUGUCGAAGCUAUUACCGGAGUUGGUGCAUAACUUCAAUUUCGAGCUGGCUGGGGAUCUGAGAAGCGGGAAGGAAUGGACGGUGAAGAAUCACUGGUUCGUGAUACCCAAAUCGCUUGACGUAGCUGUUAGUAGGCGACAUGAGGCAUGAUAUGCCGGGCAAUCGCCGAAUGUCCAGGUUGAUUCACGAUCCCUUAGGUUUCAAAUGAAUGCAGGAACAAAUUGCCGUAUGCAGUAGUGAACAUCAUUCUUAUAUCAGUCAAGAGAUAAGGGAGCAGCUGGCCAUGUGACCGUAGUCGGCACCACUGCAAGCCGUAUCCGCGCGCGGAGACUAUUGCUAUCUUGCAGCGAUAGACGGAACGUUUAGAAGAUGGGGGA